Messenger RNA from Haliotis rubra (blacklip abalone), 2700 nucleotides. RefSeq names its product dentin sialophosphoprotein-like. NCBI's taxonomy places the organism in Eukaryota, Metazoa, Mollusca, Gastropoda, Lepetellida, Haliotidae. The coding region runs from base 1 to 2700 and encodes 899 amino acids. The transcript has 4 exons. The record is from RefSeq and is a predicted model, not a curated record.
AUGGACAGGAAGGGAAACAAGUCUCGUAUCCGAGUCCACGUGGAAGUAUUGCCGAUGUGUUUUUUCCCUUAUCUUUUGUCUGGUCAUGCUUUCUGGAUUUCCCUCAUCAAAGAGUUACAAGGUGUUGUACCACCUGCGUUAAAUGCAGACGGCCAGCUGCUCUAUGAACCUGAGGAGGUCAUCUUGCUGCUUUUCUCAGUUAUUGAUGAUAGCAUUGAUAGCAGUGGUGAUGACAGCAUUGAUAGCAGUAUUGAUGACAGUAUCAAACACAAUACUGAUAGCAUUGAAUGCAGUAUUGAUGACAGCACUGAUGACAGUAUCAGACACAAUAUUGAUAGCAUUGAUGGCAGUAUUGAUGACAGUAUCGAACACAAUAUUGAUUAUCGAAUCGAACACAAUAUUGAUAGCAUUGAUGGCAGUAUUGAUGACAGCACUGAUGACAGUAUCAGACACAAUAUUGACAGCAUUGAUAGCAGUAUUGAUGACAGUAUCAGACACAAUAUUUAUUGCAUUGAUGGCAGUAUUGAAGACAGCACUGAUGACAGUAUCGAACACAAUAUUGAUAGCAUUGAUGGCAGUAUUGAUGACAGUAUCGAACACAAUAUUGAUAGUAUUGAUGACAGUAUUGAUGACAGCACUGAUGACAGUAUCGAACACAAUAUUGAUAGCAUUGAUGGCAGUAUUGAUGACAGCACUGAUGACAGUAUCGAACACAAUAUUGACAGCAUUGAUAGCAGUAUUGAUGACAGCACUGAUGACAGUAUCAGACACAAUAUUGAUAGCAUUGAUGGCAGUAUUGAUGACAGCAGUGACGACAGUAUCAAACACAAUAUUGAUUGCAUUGGUUGCAGUAUUGAUGACAGUAUCAGACACAAUAUUGAUAGCAUUGAUGGCAGUAUUGAUGACAGCACUGAUGACAGUAUCAGACACAAUAUUGAUAGCAUUGAUGGCAGUAUUGAUGACAGCACUGAUGACAGUAUCGAACACAAUAUUGAUAGCAUUGAUGGCAGUAUUGAUGACAGCACUGAUGACAGUAUCGAACACAAUAUUGAUAGCAUUGAUGGCAGUAUUGAUGACAGUAUCAGACACAAUAUUGAUAGCAUUGAUGGCAGUAUUGAUGACAGCACUGAUGACAGUAUCAGACACAAUAUUGAUAGCAUUGAUGGCAGUAUUGAUGACAGCACUGAUGACAGUAUCGAACACAAUAUUGAUUGCAUUGGUGGCAGUAUUGAUGACAGUAUCAGACACAAUAUUGAUAGCAUUGAUGGCAGUAUUGAUGACAGCACUGAUGACAGUAUCAGACACAAUAUUGAUAGCAUUGAUGGCAGUAUUGAUGACAGCACUGACGACAAUAUCGAGCAUAACAUUGAUAGCAUUGAUGGCAGUAUUGAUGACAGCACUGAUGACAGUAUCGAACACAAUAUUGAUAGCAUUGAUGGCAGUAUUGAUGACAGCACUGAUGACAGUAUCGAACACAAUAUUGAUAGCAUUGAUGGCAGUAUUGAUAACAGCACUGACGACAAUAUCGACAAUAUUGAUAGCAUUGAUGGCAGUAUUGAUGACAGCACUGAUGACAGUAUCAGACACAAUAUUGAUAGCAUUGAUGGCAGUAUUGAUGACAGCACUGAUGACAGUAUCGAACACAAUAUUGACAGCAUUGAUAGCAGUAUUGAUGACAGCACUGAUGACAGUAUCAGACACAAUAUUGAUAGCAUUGAUGGCAGUAUUGAUGACAGCAGUGACGACAGUAUCAAACACAAUAUUGAUUGCAUUGGUUGCAGUAUUGAUGACAGUAUCAGACACAAUAUUGAUAGCAUUGAUGGCAGUAUUGAUGACAGCACUGAUGACAGUAUCAGACACAAUAUUGAUAGCAUUGAUGGCAGUAUUGAUGACAGCAGUGACGACAGUAUCAAACACAAUAUUGAUUGCAUUGGUUGCAGUAUUGAUGACAGUAUCAGACACAAUAUUGAUAGCAUUGAUGGCAGUAUUGAUGACAGCACUGAUGACAGUAUCGAACACAAUAUUGAUUGCAUUGGUGGCAGUAUUGAUGACAGUAUCAGACACAAUAUUGAUAGCAUUGAUGGCAGUAUUGAUGACAGCACUGAUGACAGUAUCGAACACAAUAUUGAUAGCAUUGAUGGCAGUAUUGAUGACAGCACUGACGACAAUAUCGAGCAUAACAUUGAUAGCAUUGAUGGCAGUAUUGAUGACAGCACUGAUGACAAUAUCGAACACAAUAUUGAUAGUAUUGAUGACAGCACUGAUGACAGCACUGAUGACAGUAUCGAACACAAUAUUGAUAGCAUUGAUGGCAGUAUUGAUGACAGCACUGAUGACAGUAUCGAACACAAUAUUGAUAGCAUUGAUGGCAGUAUUGAUGGCAGUAUUGAUGACAUAUUGGUGGAAAUAGUGGUGACAGUAUUGGUGGAAAUAGUGGUGACAGUAUUGGUGGAAGCUGUGAUGACAGUAUUGGUGGAAAUAGUGGUUGACAGUAUUGGUGGAAAUAGUGGUUACAGUAUUGGUGGAAGCUGUGAUGACUGUAUUGGUGGAAAUAGUGGUGACAGUAUUGGUGGAAGCUGUGAUGACAGUAUUGAUUUAAAUAGUAAAGACAGCAGUGACUUAAGUACUAAUGACACUACAGGUCACAUGAUUAAUAUAGAUAUUGAUGAUAGCAUUUAUGGCAAAACUGAAAGUAACUAG